Saimiri boliviensis boliviensis (Bolivian squirrel monkey) is the source of this 8621-nucleotide messenger RNA. It is a transcript of the gene GREB1L, whose product is annotated as GREB1 like retinoic acid receptor coactivator. NCBI's taxonomy places the organism in Eukaryota, Metazoa, Chordata, Mammalia, Primates, Cebidae. The record is from RefSeq and is a predicted model, not a curated record. Gene Ontology annotation, biological process: kidney development; multicellular organism development.
AGAGAGACGCCAGCCGCCGGCGGCGCUAGCACCUCGAAGGCGGGCGGGCGGCCGGAGGAGCGCGGCGCGGCGCAGGGAACGGCACUGCGGGUGGGGAGACCAGCGCGGCUGAGGCGAGGGCCACCCCCUGGUCCUUUGCCCUCGCUCCCCGCCAGGGCCAGGUGCAAAAAAAGUGUUAAACAAGUUAAAAUCUAGGCAACAGACUCCCUGAAGUGUUGACUGCCCAACUUAAUCAUGACUGUAAUUCAAAAAUGUUAAUAAAUAAACUAAGGUAUAGAUCAUGGGGAAUUCAUAUGCUGGGCAACUGAAAUCUGCUCGAUUUGAGGAAGCUCUCCACAACUCCAUAGAAGCCUCCCUCAGAUGUAAUAGUGUGGUACCACGGCCAAUAUUUUCCCAGCUAUACCUGGACCCUGACCAGCAUCCUUUCUCAUCUGCAGAUGUCAAACCCAAGGUGGAGGAUCUGGACAAAGAUUUGGUACACCGAUACACUCAAAAUGGGAGUCUGGAUUUUUCUAACAGUCUAACAGUUAAUGAAAUGGAAGAUGAUGAAGAUGAUGAAGAAAUGUCUGAUUCAAACAGCCCACCAAUUCCCUAUUCACAAAAACCUGCCCCAGAAGGAUCUUGCACUACAGAUGGUUUUUGUCAAGCAGGAAAGGAUUUGCGUUUGGUAUCACUGUGUAUGGAACAAAUUGACAUUCCAGCAGGAUUCCUCCUGGUGGGGGCCAAGUCUCCCAAUCUGCCUGAACACAUCCUAGUUUGUGCUGUUGACAAGCGAUUCCUACCAGAUGAUAACGGGAAAAAUGCACUUUUAGGGUUUUCUGGAAAUUGUAUUGGUUGCGGAGAAAGAGGAUUUCGAUAUUUCACGGAAUUUUCAAACCACAUUAACUUGAAGCUCACCACUCAGCCAAAGAAGCAGAAGCACUUAAAGUACUACCUAGUCAGAAGCUCCCAGGGUGUGCUUUCUAAGGGACCUCUUAUCUGCUGGAAAGAAUGUAGAAGCCGACAAUCCUCUGCUUCUUGCCAAACUAUUAAACCAAGCUCUUCAGUGUCGUCAACUGUGACCCCAGAAAAUGGGACAGCUAAUGGAUACAAAGCAGGAUUCACUCAGACAGAUGCUGCUAAUGGAAACAGUAGCCAUGGAGGGAAGGGCAGUGCAUCCAGCUCCACUCCAGCCCACCCAGGGAAUUACUCUUUGUCGCCAAGACCCAGCUAUGCAUCAGGAGACCAAGCUACCAUGUUUAUUUCUGGGCCACCAAAGAAACGACACCGGGGAUGGUAUCCUGGGUCACCUCUCCCCCAACCUGGCUUAGUUGUACCUGUCCCUACAGUUCGCCCUCUUUCAAGAACGGAGUCCCCUUUAUCUGCCCCAGUUCCACAGACCCCACUAACUGGAAUUUUACAGCCCCGGCCCAUUCCUGCAGGGGAAACUGUAAUUGUUCCUGAAAACCUGCUGAGUAACUCAGGAGUUAGACCAGUAAUUCUGAUAGGCUAUGGCACUUUACCCUAUUUCUAUGGAAAUGUUAGUGACAUUGUUGUGAGUCCUCUGCUGGUGAAUUGCUACAAGAUUCCACAGUUGGAAAACAAAGAUUUAGAACAACUGGGGUUGACUGGCAGCCAAUAUCUGAGUGUGGAAAACAUGAUUCUUCUGACAAUACAGUAUCUUGUGCGGCUGGGUCCUGAUCAGAUACCUCUCAGGGAAGAAUUUGAGCAAAUUAUGCUGAAAGCUAUGCAAGAAUUUACUCUGAGAGAAAGAGCCCUGCAGUUAGGUGCUCAGUGUGUCCCUGUGUCACCAGGACAACUCCCUUGGCUUGCUAGAUUAAUUGCCAGCGUAUCUCAAGACUUGGUUCAUGUGAUUGUGACCCAGAACUCUUUGGCGGAGGGUAUUUCAGAGACUCUCAGGACUCUCAGUGAAAUGAGACACUAUCAAAGGCUACCAGAUUAUGUGGUGGCAAUUUGUGCAUCGAAAAUCAGAGGAAAUGAAUUUUGUGUGGUAGUGUUAGGUCCGCACCAGUCCCGAGCUCUGGCAGAGAGCAUGCUCACCACAAGUGAGUUUUUAAAAGAAAUUAGUUAUGAGCUUAUCACAGGAAAGGUCAGUUUCCUGGCAUCACAUUUCAAAACCACAUCAUUAGGAGAUGACCUAGACAAGCUGUUGGAAAAAAUGCAACAACGAAGAGGAGACAGUGUGGUUAUCCCUUUCAAUGGAGACCUUAAUGAAUGCGUGUCACCUCAGGAGGCUGCUGCUAUGAUGCCCACACAAAACCUGGAUUUAGAUAGCGAAACCUUCCAAAUUUAUCAACCGCAGCUAACAGUUGCCAGAAAACUCUUAUCCCAGGUGUGUGCUAUAGCAGACAGUGGCAGCCAGAGCCUAGACCUCGGUCACUUCAGCAAAGUAGACUUCAUCAUCAUCGUCCCCAGGUCGGAGGUAUUGGUGCAGCAAACUCUUCAACGGAUUCGACAAUCAGGUGUCCUUGUAGACUUGGGUCUGGAAGAAAAUGGGACAGCCCACCAGAGAGCAGAAAAAUAUGUUGUUCGUCUAGACAAUGAGAUUCAAACCAAGUUUGAAGUUUUUAUGAGGAGAGUGAAACAGAACCCGUACACACUGUUUGUGCUAGUUCAUGACAACUCCCAUGUGGAACUAACAAGUGUCAUUUCAGGCUCUUUGUCACAUGGCGAACCCAGUCAUGGACUAGCUGAUAGAGUCAUUAAUUGCAGAGAAGUUCUGGAAGCUUUCAACCUCCUGGUGCUCCAGGUCAGCUCCUUCCCAUACACUCUACAGACCCAGCAGUCCCGCAUUAGCUCAAACAAUGAGGUUCACUGGAUACAGCUGGAUACUGGGGAGGACGUGGGCUGCGAGGAGAAGCUGUACUUUGGCUUGAAUGAAUACAGCAAGUCUUUGCAGUGGGGGGUCACGAGCCCGCUUCUGAGAUGUGACGAGGCUUUCGAAAAAAUGGUGAACACACUCUUGGAGAGGUACCCCAGGUUGCACAGCAUGGUCGUCCGCUGCUAUCUUCUCAUCCAGCAGUACUCUGAGGCUCUGAUGGCUCUCACCACCAUGGCAUCACUCCGAGACCACAGCACACCAGAAACACUCAGCAUUAUGGAUGACCUCAUCAGCUCCCCAGGCAGAAACAAAAGUGGGAGGGGACACAUGCUCAUUAUCAGGGUGCCCUCGGUACAGCUGGCGAUGUUAGCCAAGGAGCGGCUACAGGAAGUGCGCAACAAACUGGGUCUGCAGUAUCGGUUUGAGAUCAUCCUUGGGAACCCGGCCUCUGAACUCAGCGUUGCAACUCACUUUGUGGCACGAUUAAAGACUUGGAGAGGAAAUGAACCAGAAGAGUGGAUCCCUCGGACAUACCAAGAUUUAGACGGUCUACCUUGUAUUGUGAUAUUAACUGGCAAAGAUCCUCUUGGAGAAAGCUUUCCCAGGUCUUUGAAGUACUGUGACCUCCGGUUAAUUGACUCAAGCUAUUUAACUCGCACGGCCUUGGAGCAGGAGGUGGGUCUGGCAUGCUGCUAUGUCUCAAAAGAGGUCAUUCGGGGACCCACUGUUGCCCUGGACCUCAGCGGGAAGGAGCAGGAGAGAGCUGCUGUCAGCGAAAAUGACUCUGAUGAGCUGCUCAUCGACCUGGAGCGGCCCCAGAGCAAUAGCAGCGCUGUCACAGGGACGUCGGGUUCCAUCAUGGAGAAUGGAGUGAGCUCUUCCAGCACAGCUGACAAGUCCAAGAAGCAGUCCCUGACCCCCAGCUUCCAGAGCCCAGCCACCAGUCUGGGGAUGGAUGAAGGGGUCUCUGCCAGCACACCUGGAACUGGAGCCAGGGAGACUCUGAAGCAAGAGUGUGAUUCCUUGGGCCCCCAGAUGGCAAGCAGCACCAUCUCCAAGCCGUCUUCAUCCUCCUCAGGACCCAGGACCCUCCCAUGGCCAGGACAGCCCAUCAGAGGCUACCAGGGCCCUCACACAGCCCUGCCACCAGUGGUGAUCCUAUCCAAAGCAGCCUACAGCCUCCUGGGCUCCCAGAAGAGUGGCAAGCUGCCAUCCUCCUCAUCCCUGCUGCCUCAUGCUGACGUGGCCUGGGUGAGCUCCCUGCGGCCAUUCCUGAACAGGGACAUGAGCAGCGAGGAGCAGUCCCUCUACUACAGGCAGUGGACCUCGGCCCGGCAGCACCAUGCUGACUACAGCAACCAGCCGGACCCGGCCUCUGGCACCCGAACCUUCCACCCCCGGCGGCUGCUGCUGACUGGGCCCCCUAAGGUGGGAAAGACGGGCUCCUAUUUACAGUUCCUCAGGAUCCUCUUCCGCAUGCUCAUCAGGCUCCUGGAGGUGGAUGUCUAUGAUGAGGAGGAGAUCAACACUGAUCAUAGUGAAAGCACUGAAGUGAGCCAGUCAGAGGGAGAGCCCUGGCCUGACAUCGAGAGUUUCAGUAAAAUGCCUUUUGACGUCAGUGUGCAUGACCCCAAGUACAGUUUGAUGAGCCUGGUGUAUACUGAGAAGCUGGCAGGAGUCAAACAAGAAGUGAUAAAGGAAUCCAAAGUUGAAGAGCCCAGGAAACGAGAAACUGUGUCCAUAAUGCUGACCAAAUAUGCAGCCUACAACACCUUUCACCACUGCGAACAGUGCCGCCAGUACAUGGACUUCACCUCUGCCUCCCAGAUGUCUGACUCCACCCUUCAUGCCUUCACAUUCUCUUCUUCUAUGCUGGGAGAAGAGGUUCAGCUCUAUUUCAUCAUUCCGAAAUCCAAAGAGAGUCAUUUUGUCUUCAGCAAACAGGGCAAGCACCUGGAAAGCAUGCGGCUGCCCCUGGUUUCAGACAAGAAUUUGAAUGCAGUCAAGAGCCCUAUUUUCACUCCUUCCAGCGGUCGACACGAGCACGGACUCCUAAACCUUUUCCACGCCAUGGAGGGCAUCAACCACCUUCACCUUCUGGUGGUCAAAGAAUAUGAGAUGCCUCUGUACCGCAAGUACUGGCCCAACCACAUCAUGCUGGUGCUUCCUGGCAUGUUCAAUAAUGCAGGCGUGGGUGCUGCCAGGUUCCUCAUUAAGGAGCUAUCAUAUCACAACCUAGAAUUGGAGAGAAACCGCCUGGAGGAGCUAGGCAUUAAACGCCAGUGUGUCUGGCCUUUCAUCGUCAUGAUGGAUGAUUCGUGUGUCCUAUGGAACAUUCACAGUGUUCAGGAGCCAUCCAGCCAGCCCAUGGAAGUAGGAGUUUCCAGUAAGAACGUGUCCUUGAAGACUGUCUUGCAGCACAUUGAAGCCACACCAAAAAUUGUCCACUACGCAAUCUUGGGCAUACAGAAAUGGAGCAGCAAGCUGACUUCUCAGAGCCUAAAGGCCCCGUUCUCAAGGUGCCAUGUGCAUGAUUUCCUUCUCCUCAACAUAGACUUGACUCAGAAUGUACAGUAUGACUUCAACAGGUAUUUCUGUGAAGAUGUUGACUUUAAUCUGAGAACCAACAGUAGUGGCCUCCUCAUCUGCCGCUUUAAUAACUUCAGCCUCAUGAAGAAACAUGUUCAGGUUGGCGGGCAAAGGGACUUUAUCAUUAAACCAAAGAUCAUGGUGUCAGAGAACUUAGCACCCAUCUUGCCCCUUCAAUACAUCUGCGCUCCUGACAGUGAACACACGCUACUGGCAGCCCCUGCACAGUUUCUCCUGGAGAAAUUCCUUCAGCACGCCUCAUAUAAACUCUUCCCCAAAGCCAUCCGUAACUUCAAGAGUCCCGUGCUGGCCAUUGACUGCUACCUUAACAUUGGACCAGAGGUGGCCAUAUGCUACAUCAGCUCCAGACCCCACUCCAGCAAUGUCAAUUGUGAAGGAGUGUUUUUCAGUGGACUCCUUCUGUACCUCUGUGACUCUUUUGUAGGUGCUGAUCUUCUUAAGAACUUUAAAUUUCUAAAAGGUGCUACCCUGUGUGUCAUCUGCCAAGACAGAAGUUCCUUGCGCCAAACAAUUGUCCGCUUAGAGCUAGAAGAUGAGUGGCAGUUCCGCCUCCGGGAUGAGUUUCAAACUGCUAAUAGCAGUGAUGACAAGCCUCUUUACUUUCUUACUGGACGUCAUGUAUGAGCUUUUGAAGAGACCAAAAACAGCAAAAUGAUGCCUAGGUGGGGUAGGACAGAAACAAUUUGGGAAUUUUUUUUUUCCUUUAAAGUACAAUCACUGUGGAGCAAAGUGCAACAUAUUUGUCUAAAUUCUCCAAAGAACUCCCCAAAUCUGACCCAGAUCUUUGGGGAUACCACUCUUAAUUGGACCCUGAAAUUCAGGUAAACUCCCCUAGGCAGUUAUGCAAUUACUGAAGAUACGGUCUGCCCAUGGGAUCCUGAGGAGGAUAUACUUUGGAGAGUGAAUAUGGAGUCUGCAUUAUUUUUUCUAUUACAUUAUGUUAGGGGGAAACUGACUGUCAGCAUUAACUAGCCUGAAUGUGUUACGGGAGACUCAUGCCAUUGGUAUGGAAUUAAUUGAAGAUUAACGUUUGAGGCCUGAACCCUCAGUUUCUCUUCAGAUCUGUACUUUGGUACAGUAUUACUCAGGGGUUUGAAAUGAUAGAAUGUAGAUGAUAUUUGUAUUUAAAAAAAAAAAGCAGUAGCUGUGUCUUUCUCUGUGCAGUGUUAGUUUAAGAUUUAUAAUCUUCUAUGUAUUGAAACUUUUGGCAAAAUUUCCACAGGAGUUCAAAGUUUACUAUUUAAACUGAACAAACAGUAAAUGCAGAGCAGGCAUUGUAUGCAUUUAUGCAUCUUCUCCUAGCCUAAUUCCUUUGCUUUUCCCAUUCUUUAAACUUGUUUCCAGGCUUUAAGAAUAUCUUACCUAAGAGACAAUGGAACAGCAAUUAAUCUUUGCAAAAGAACCUGAUUAAGUCAGUUGUGUAAGUUGAGAAGUUUUCGGCAGGUAACCUGCACUCACCCUGUUUUGUUGGAAUUGAGCAGUUGGCACCAGCAAACCUAAAUGUCAGGCUGAGGCUCUGUUGCAGAGUGGAACUAGUUUCCUUCCUUUCAGGGACUCAGGCAAAGCUUCCUUUAAAAGAUGCACUGAAUAUUACCACCUUACACUGACACCACCACAGAAAUUGCUGAAUUGGGAAACUGAGCCAUAGAAAGAGAAGUGUUUUACUUAGUCCUACCAGUGACUCCUGUGAGGAGUAAGGAAGACUCCAUUAAGAGUCUUUCUGACUCAUUAAAAUCAACAGGGGGUGUUUGUCUAGUAUCAGCAGUGGAAGGCAUGUUUCUACAGAUUUCUCUAAUAUUUUAAUCAAAAACAUUAUUCUUAGAAUUGUUCUAGACAAACUCUUAGAAAUUUACUCUUAAAUUAUACCAGUUCUCACCAUUGAACAAUCUCUUGAGUUUUCUCAGCCCAUAUUUACUAUUUUAUCCCACUUAAAAUGGUCAUUUUUACUUGAAUCCAUCUUAUUUGUGACCUGAAACUACUGAGGGGCCUACUAAGCCUGCAUUUACUUAGAACAAAAAAUGUUAAUUGACCAGCUUUAUUAUCUUAUAACAAGGAGUUUACAGCUAGUGAAAAAAUGGAAUGUAUUAGACUAAAAAUGGUUUGUAGAUCUCUUGGUUUUAAUAUAGCUACUUAUGCUUUAACUGUAUUUUGAAGUCAAUAAUUCCUUUUAACCCCAUUUUUAAUUGUCCUUUAAAGAGGACCUGCCUUAUAUAUGCUUUAAAAAAUACUCCUUAAUUUUAGUACAGCGGAAUUUUUGGUAAAGAGGUAUGUUUUGAAGCAGUUUGGUUUAAAUAUGAAUGUAUUUCACUUGUUCCUGUUUUAUUGAAAGGGCCUAAUGCAAAUAUCAAGAAACCCACUGUCUGUGCAAUAUUCCAAUAACGUUAACUACAUAGGGCAAAUCAAAUACUUGAAAUAAUUCUAAAACAAUUGUACCUGGGGUAGAUGGCCUCUCAGGGUUUCUUCUGGCUUUAUGACUUCAUAGUCUAAAGAAUUUUUUUUAAGUAAUUACAUCAGAUGCAGGUACUCCAGUAGUUAUGGCUGCACUCUGAAAAUUCAAAUUAUUAUGAGCUCUUAAAUAUUAUUUAACUCUGUGGAAGAGAUAUGCCAGAACAAAGCCAAAAGACCAUCACCCUUAUAAUAGAGAAAUUGACCUAUUUUCUUUUCAAAGCCUAUCUUACUAAGGUUUGGAUCUUUUAAAAUCAUCUUACCAGUACAACUCUUCAGAGAAUGUUAGGUCCUUCUUUAAGGAUAAAGUUGCACGAACACAGGACACCACGAUAUGUGUGUAUAUAUAUCCUAGUGUGUUCAGCUUUAAGCUUUGCAAGCCCUUAGGAUACUGAUGUGGGAUGAAUGGAUUCACUAGGCCCACACAGUAACACAUAUAGAACGGCUGAACCUCAGCAUGUAUGACAGUUCACACUGGUUAAUACUGAAUGUAAACUAAAAACCAGAAUUGUUGUAGUCAAUUUUUUUGGGCUGUAAUUUAUGCAAUUGCUUUUUGUGAUUUUUAGAAAAGGGGACACCUGUGUUACUUUAUUACUGUAAAAUUUUCUUAACUAAAAUUUGGUGAAUUUCACUAGUCAGCCUACCUCACAUUUUGUUAAUGAUUCAAAAUUGUCUUAAGUUGUGUCUACUGUAUGUUUCUGUGCUUUAAUUUGGUGAAUGUAUUAAAGUUAUCUCCCACCCUCUC